Molecule: messenger RNA, 1029 nt
Organism: Spodoptera littoralis (African cotton leafworm)
Lineage: Eukaryota; Metazoa; Arthropoda; Insecta; Lepidoptera; Noctuidae
Source: the annotation of a GenBank genome assembly
AUGGGAGUCCGAGGUUUGACUACUUAUAUUAGCCACAAAGAGAAUUCUUUCCUACAAGACUUUUUAUUACAUGAUUGCCCUCUGGUUAUAGAUGGGCAUAGUUUGUGUGCCCAGUUAUACAGAUUACUCAACUGUUUCUCUGCUUUCGGUGGGGAUUAUGACAAAUUCGCAUCAUAUGUACGAAACUUCUUCAAAAACCUGAAGAAAUGCAACAUUAUACCUUAUGUUUUGUUUGAUGGAAGCUACGAACACAGAAAAUUGAAAACUGCGCACAGCCGCUUGAGGUCUAAAAUAUAUGGCGCUUCGAAGCUCGAUCCCGUUACUCAAGGAAGCCUACAGAUCUUCCCGUUACUAGUUCGUGACGUUUUCAUAGAAGCUUUGAUUGAUAUGAAUGUGGCAUAUACAGUCUGUGAGUUUGAAGCUGAUGAUGAAGUAGCAGCAAUGGCCAGACACCUAGAAUGUCCUGUGCUAAGCUACGAUUCAGACUUCUACAUAUACAAUGUCCUAUACAUCCCCUUCAAUACAUUAGACUUCAAAGCUAAACCAAUAGAAAUUGAUGGAACCAAACAUUUUGCUUUAGAAUGCAAAAUCUUCAGAGUGGAAUACAUGCUCAAAAACUAUGGGGGAUUACAAGAAGAACUUUUGCCAUUACUAGCAACAUUGUUAGGCAAUGACUAUGUUGAAAAGAAAGUCUUUAGGAAGUUCUUCUCACAAAUGAAACUGCCUAAGACUAAGAAAAAGACUAAUGAUCAACAGAAAUGCAUUCAUAGUUUAUUUCAGUGGCUGCAGAAUGAGACAUUAGAGACAGCCAUACAAAAGAUACUGGGUCGUCUGAAGAAGAGACAGAAGGGGAAAGCUCUUGCCUUAAUAAAGAAGAGUAUUAAUGGUUACCAUAGCAAGCAUUGUAGAUCACUCAAGUAUUUUAAUAUCAGUGACGAAGAUACUCCUGAAUCAGACUGGCAACUACCUGAAAACUUUGAAGAAGAAUUAUGGCAGAAGAUGGAGAUGAAAAUGAAGAUGACAAAGUGA